Actinia tenebrosa (Australian red waratah sea anemone) is the source of this 2646-nucleotide messenger RNA. RefSeq lists its product as uncharacterized. The record is from RefSeq and is a predicted model, not a curated record. Lineage: Eukaryota; Metazoa; Cnidaria; Anthozoa; Actiniaria; Actiniidae.
AUGCUGCCACAUGUGAUCGUCACGCUGUUAUCAUGCGUCACUCACGUGAUCAGUGAGUUCCAAUGUCAAGGUACCUGCUAUUCGGGAUCUUUCCCAAAGAACAAGCAAGUCAUCAAGGGAAAACAUCUCAGAGGAUACUCCUACAAGAACAUUACCAUUAAGGUUCCAUGCACGUGCUUCUCGUCCUGUGUCAAUGACUGUCGUUGUAAGGCGUUCCAGAUGAAAGAUGUCAGGUGUGAGUUGCUGGAUGAGGACAAGACUUCCAAGGCAGAAGACUUUGUAGAUGAGACAGGAUACGUGUACUAUGAUCUACAACAGACAUUCUAUAAAGGGAAAUCCCACAUGGUUCAUCCUGCGGGUGUGUGCUAUAAUGGAUGCUGUAGAAAGAGUCAGUCUUGUAUGAACGGAGGAACCUGUGUAGAACACUGUGAGAAACCAAAAGUCAAGUUCAGCUGCAAGUGCCCAGUCACUUACAAAGGAAACGUCUGUGAAAAGAGAGAGUUCAGUUCCUGCAUUGAUGUGUUGAAAGGAUCUGCACCAGGUACCAUGCCAGCAAAUGGUACCUACAUUAUCACCCGUAGUGAUACCAAGACUACUGUACCCGUCUAUUGUGCUUUUGAAAGUCCAAACCAGGCCUGGACUCUCAUCGAAUCUUUCUCUCUACAAAAKAACGAUAUUUUGUAUAAGACGAAAGYCUUCCAUCAGGAUCAUCCGAGGAACCAGAAAUCCCAUAACUGGAACGACUAUCGUYUGUCRCUAAGCAGCAUGCAGUACAUCCAAACCAAGGCCACCAUGUUCAGAGCUACAUGUGAGUACCAAAACAGAGAUUCUCUUACUCCUGAYCUUUUGCUUGGAUACAAGAAAGACUUUGAUAUCAUCAAUAGUGGGGAACAAAAUGRAUACUGUCCAAAAAUGUCUUACGUGAACUUCAAAGGAUAUGAGUUCCAAUGGCAACAAGUAACAAUAUGGCAGUUAAGAGAUGAGUGCCAUUUACACGUGGAUAUCUCAUUGUGUUUGUGUGGAUUCACGCCACCUGCAGCAUCAUACAUUCAUGACGAAGAUAACUUCGGAAAAUAUGGAACUACAAAUCCAAAAUUCAAAUGCACUGCAACACGGCAGUCUACCACACAGUGGUGGUUAGGAGAACAGCUAUAGGGUGACCACACAGCACAUCAAAUGACCUUGGGAUAUGGGAACUUGUUACUAUGGUAACACUAACCCAGUAUUCAAAUGCACUGCAACACAACAGUCUACCACACAGUGGUGGUUAGGAGAACAGCUAUAGGGUGACCACACAGCACAUCUACUGACCUUGGAAUACGAAAGACUUCUGGAAAAUCAACUGAUUCGUUACUAUGGUAGCACUAACCAUUAUAUAAAUGCACUCAAUAAAUGGCCUGGAUCAUACUGACGGUUGGGACAAACAUUCUCCUAAUCAUUAGAAAAAUCCACCUACGCUAAUUUUUUAAAGCACUUUUUUAUCAUCAAAAUCAGCUCCUGAGUUGAUUCAUCUAUUGUGAAUUGUUUGUUGGUCAUCAUUUUUGUGGAAUGAUAUACAAUGCUGCCAUAUUGACAAAUUUCCCAAAUACAAAAAAAUUAACAUUGUCAAGAUGCGUGAUGAUGGCCAACUAUAUGAUGGCCCUGAAACCGCUCCUAGGCCCGUGCACACUUGGAUCUUCGUGAUCAGAUGAUCUUGAAAAAUGUAUAGGCAUUGGUUCGACAAUUAGUAUUUCAGUCGAGAUUUAUGACUCCAAGUCUGCCACUUUUUCUUGAAAAAGUUAUAAAACUUGAACGAAAGCACCAACACUUAAAAACGAUAUUUGAAAAUAGAUUACCUUUUGCUGGUUGUGUUUUCCAUAAAAAAUCUCGUGUCAUUGCCAGCCGGAAGCAUCGCACAGAAUCCGCCAUUAUUGUCAUAGGGACAUGUAGUUACGGCUCAAAGUUGUCAAUCAACAUCAGUAAUUGGGGUUCACACUUUUAGAAACAGGCUGAAUUUUUAAUUUUACUACUUGUUUCAUUCUUCAAACAGCUUAUUGAGCUUGCAUUAGAGAUAUCCGUCUGAAAGCCUACGAAUGGCUUUUUAACUAUUUAGUGAAAUACCUGCUCCUAGAAAAUUAGAUUCAGUUUCUUAAAGAAAAACUUUCCUGCAAAUUUAUCUUUAAAAGUGCAGACUCAAAUCAGCUUCACAUGAGAAACUCCACUACUUCGUUUCAAAGCUGAAGUCAAAACUGAACGAAUUAUACUGACUGAAGAUAAUUAUGACAUAAUAAUGACGUAAUGUGCGCGCGCAUUUGUAGCAAUCCCGAGCCCAGAGAGUUUUCCGGUUUUGUUCAGCGUGCUGAGCAGGCGCUAACGAUAAAGCAGGGAGGCGCUGGAGGACUAUGGGUACAUUAUUUAUUUGUGGUUAAUUCGAUAACUUGGCCCAGGCCACCUUUUUUCUUUUUUCUUUCCUUUUUUCAAAAUUGUUGCAUGAAAUAUCGGAUACAAAACAUGGAAAUAAAUAAUUCGUUAAACCAAAGUAUUAGGGGUUUCGGUGUUCGUUAAACUUAUAAUUUGACAAGCUGACGAAAGUAAAAAUCUCGGACCUCUACUAGAUCGCAAAAAUAUGAAAAGCGUUCUCGUUCGUCGAGUAAAUCGAAAAUUACG